Messenger RNA from Paramisgurnus dabryanus, 2564 nucleotides. It is a transcript of the gene xkr7b, whose product is annotated as XK, Kell blood group complex subunit-related family, member 7b. Gene Ontology annotation, biological process: phosphatidylserine exposure on apoptotic cell surface; engulfment of apoptotic cell; apoptotic process involved in development. NCBI's taxonomy places the organism in Eukaryota, Metazoa, Chordata, Actinopteri, Cypriniformes, Cobitidae. The record is from RefSeq and is a predicted model, not a curated record. Gene Ontology annotation, cellular component: plasma membrane.
CACACACACACACACACACACUCCAACACAUCCCCCUCCCCUCUCAUUGUACUUCGCUUUCCUUUGCUCACUCUCUUUCUACAACAAACAUGGCCGCUAAAUCGGAUGGAGCAGCCGUGUGUGUGAGCGAGAAUGAGGAGGAUUCGCGGUGUCUGGUUGGCCCGGAGCAGAGCGCGGCUCCCCCGCACCCUCACGCAGACAAGCGCUUCUCACCGCUGGACUUCUGCUGGGUGCUUUGCGCCCUCCUGGUUUUCUUCUCCGACGGAGCCACCGACCUGUGGCUGGCAGCGGACUACUACCUGAGGCGGGACUAUUGGUGGUUCGGGCUCACGUUGGUCUUCGUGGUGGUUCCCUCCGCUGUGGUUCAGGUGUUGAGUUUCAGGUGGUUCGUCUACGAUUACACGGAGAUGAGCGCGUCCCCGGGCGGGGAUGGAUGCAAUUUCAGCACCAAGGGCAGCGAUCAGCGCAGCGGCGGAGCGCGCACCGUGCCCGCGAACGGCACGAGAAAAUGCUGUAAAGCGUGCAUGUGGAUCUUUCAGUCCGUCAUUCACAUCUUGCAGAUCGGUCAGGUCUGGAGGUAUGUCCACACCUUGUAUCUCGGAGUGCAGAGUCGUUGGCAUGCUGGCCCCGGUCAGCGUCACUUCUACUGGCGGCUGAUGUUCGAGAGCGCUGACAUCAACAUGUUGCGGCUGCUGGAGGCUUUCCUGAAGAGCGCUCCUCAACUCGUUCUUCAGCUUAGCAUCAUGAUCCACAGCAACCACAUACUGCCACUGCAGGGUCUCUCUGCAUCAGCCUCCUUGGUUUCUCUUGCCUGGAUGAUCGCUUCAUACCAGAAGAUUCUGCGUGACUCUCGUGACGAUAAGCUCCCCAUGUCCUACAAGGCCGUGAUUGUCCAGAUGCUCUGGCACCUCUUCACCAUCGGUGCUCGGACCAUCGCCUUCGCCCUCUUCGCCUCUGUCUUCCAGCUCUACUUCGGGAUCUUCAUCGUGGCCCACUGGUGUGCCAUGACCUUCUGGAUCAUCCAGGGUGAGACCGACUUCUGCAUGUCCAAGUGGGAGGAGAUCAUCUACAACAUGGUGGUGGGCAUCAUCUACAUCUUCUGCUGGUUCAACGUGAAGGAAGGCCGCGCCCGAUUCCGGUUGGGCGUGUACUACUGCGUGACCUUGAUUGAGAAUGUCGCACUCACCGCCGCUUGGUACAUCCACAGGGGACCUCACACCUCGGACUUCUACUCCCUGAUUAUUGUGUGUGUUGUUGUGUGUAGCUAUGCGUUAGGAACGUUCUUUAUGUUUGUGUAUUAUUGUUUGCUCCACCCAGAUGGUCCCAUCCUGGGCACUCAGUGGAGCUGCGUGGAGGAGGGAAUGGGGGUUAUCGGACUGGGUGGCAUUGGGGAUUUGGGGACACCCCUGCCUCAGCCAGAUGUAGUUACCAGCCCACCCAGAACGCUUCAGAGGACUACUGGUGGGGAUCGGGAGAUAGGAGCCGGGGACAGAGACAGCUGCCAACCUGUGUUUCAGGUAAGGCCUCCCACCGUUCACCCAGCUCCUUCCCCACGUCCCCCAAGAACUGAGGGCCCCGUCAUCCGCAUCGACCUGCCAAGAAAAAGGUACCCGGCCUGGGACGCUCACUUUAUCGAUCGGAGGCUGAGGAAGACCAUCCUGGUGCUAGAGAACACGUCUCCUGUGACGCCUCGCAUCCAGUACCACACCUUCAGCGACCCCAAAGAAGUGACAGAGUAUGAGACUACGGUGUAGUGUUGUUCAUACCUCCCACCACCAGGGGGCUCCACCUUCCACGUGACAUCUCUAUGCAGAGGUGGGACUCGGCUGACAGACGACGCCGUGAGUUUACGUUGCGAUCCCGAUGGUCAGCAUGGUGCUACACAGUGGGACGUCUGCACGUUCGGCAUUGAAAAUGCACAAUUGCAAAUGCACUGCAAGCAUGAUGGGAGUAUGUGCCGUUUACAUGAACAGACCUGCACAGAAAGGGAUUUUUGGAGAGGGACUUGCCUUUCUACAUACUGUAUGCACUGAAUGUUGGUAAUGAGUGCGGAAAGUAGACACGUGUAAUGUAAAAAAUAUAGAUGAACAGACCAAUGAGCAUUGCUCAGGACCGGCCUGAAUACUGCAUUGGUCGAAAAGUUUAAUGUUUCAGUGAUCUGAAUACAGUACAAAUCAUGUAUUAUUUGCUUCUGUGAAUGGUGAGGUUAGCGAGUUCAAUCGAUCAUCCAUUUCCUCGAAAAAGAGUACUUCAGUAAUUAUUGAUCGACUGACUUAUUUAUUUAUUUAUUAGAUUUAUUUUUUAUGACUCUGUGACCAUGUCUUUGAUAUACUUCUAAUUGAAUAUUCAUAUAUAGAUAUUAUCUUUUGUUAUACUGUAUGUAUAUAAUAGAAUGGUGCCAGUGUUUUGGUAUGAAUGUUUUUGGGUUGUCUGUGUGUCUGACUGGUUAUGGGUCAUGCUGUAUUGUUUAUCUGUUAAGAUAAAUGAAAAAAAGUCAUAUUAUAAGACAAAAAGCUGUGAUCAAAUUGUAGUUGGAAAAAAUGUAAAAAAAUGACGACAUGACA